Phytophthora infestans T30-4 is the source of this 306-nucleotide messenger RNA. RefSeq lists its product as uncharacterized. Bases 1 to 306 code for a protein of 101 amino acids. The transcript is spliced from 3 exons. The record is from RefSeq and is a predicted model, not a curated record. NCBI's taxonomy places the organism in Eukaryota, Oomycota, Peronosporomycetes, Peronosporales, Peronosporaceae.
AUGGACGCUGGUGAGCGCUGGACGGAGGACGAGGACGUGGCGGAAGAGGAGCUGCGCCUGCUGGAGGCUAUGGCCGACGUGUCUACUGCAAUGCAAAAGUUCAAUCAAGUGCUGGCCAAGCUUAAUCGACAGUCCGUGGAGCUGUCCAAGGACUUAGGAACGGCGGAGAGGCAGUUGAACGCUCUGUACUUGCCUUUCCAAGCCGCUAUUUAUGAGAUGCAGAGCUCCGACGACCGGAGACGAACGCUGUCAGUACCGACAGUCGCUGCAAUGGCAACACCGGAAGCGCAACGUACUGAGCUUUGA